AAAGUAGAUGUCAUAUUUAUUGAGAAACGUAAUAGUUCCAACGGCCUUGCCAGAGAUCUAGUGAUCUCCGCCAGUUGCGUCAUUCUAUUUAAUUAAUACUACCACACAAAAUCAAAAUCUCUGCUAAAAACCCACUAAAAUCCUGGAGUUUUCAUGAGCAAAUUAAAUUUCUGGUUUGGAGGCUUCCCCACAUAUUUGAGUAGUGGGAGAAUAUCUCCGAGUUAACGAGUUCUUCCACAGCCUUCUUUCGCAGGGAAAAUUGUAGAUACGUUCUGCUGCUAGAGUUGUUCCUCGUUAGAAGCUGAAUUGAUUCUUUACCGGAGUCUAUAACGGCUGAUAUGAUUUAUUUUUUAAUAUCACAUGCCUUGACUUGAUCUUGAACCGGAUUCUUUGAAAAAAAAUUGCAGAGAUAAUUUUCAUCAUAUUUUUUUGUCUGGACCUGAUUUUGGACUGGAAGCAUUAGGUUUAAUUUUUUUAACUGAGAAGAGCUUCAAGGCUUGCAAUAUUAUUGAAUUCUCAAGGGUUGGAACAUUCUUUAAAUUAUUUUCAUGGAUCACCUGGACGGCAAGGAUGAAGGUUGUGGGCCUCUUUCUGGGUUAAAUUCAGAUGAUCUAUGUACAAAAGCCACAAAUUCUUUGAUAGAGGAAGGCAAUGGAAGUUCAGAUGGUAAUGAGGUGGUACGCAAAAGUGAGGAAGAUUUAAAGAUCAGUAAAGAUUAUGGGGAAUUUAGCUCACACAAUUUUAAUGGACCUACAUGCUGUAUUUCGAUGGGGAUUGGAGAAGUUGAAAAUCAUAGACAAGAAAUUGAAGCUGAAUGUUGCAGCAGAAUGUUGUCAGAAAAUUUAGUCCAGGAUAAAUUGGCUGAAAGGUUCUAUAAUAAUUUGGGGGCAGAAAAUGAAAAUGGAUGUGUGGAAUCAGAUGGCGCCUCAAAUAUUGCUGCAGAAGAGAACAAAGCUGUAAAUGGUUUCAAUGAACAACAGAUGCUAGAAGUUGCUUGUUCUUCUUUAAGGAGAAUGUUCAAAGAUUGGAGAAGUUUAGAUCCAGAUCGUUGUGUCAGUGCUGCUGCCAAAGGGUUUGCCAUUGGAGCAGGCAUAAAGGGAGGGCUUGCUCUUGUUGGAAUAUUGCUGAAAUUGAAAAAACGGUCAUCCUUAACUAGGAUGGAGGGAAUCAAGACAAACAGAGAUGCAAUAUCUACUGCUUUGAAGGAAACUCUUCGAUAUGGUUUCUUCCUUGGAACAUUUGCUGGUACAUUUGCAUCUGUAGAUGAAGCUAUUGCUGCUUUUGGAGGACGUGCCAGGACUGCGAGGUGGCGAUCACUUCUUGCUGGUGCAAUUGCAGGGCCUUCUCUGCUGCUGACAGGCUUGAACACACAGCAUACAAGUUUGGCAGUUUACAUUUUGAUGCGAGCAUCUGUCCUUGCAGCUCGAUGUGGGAUAAAAAGUGAAAAAAUGGGAUCUCUCUGUAGGCCCUUGACAUGGACAUAUGGUGACAUUUUUCUCAUGUGCUUAUCUUCCUCUCAAAUAUUGUCAUCUUAUGUUUUGAAUCAAGAUAGCUUGCCUUCCACGUACAGAUCAUUCCUGAAUAAACAUGGUGGGAAGGAUCCUGUAAUUUUGAAGGGAUUAAAAGAGCUUGUAUUUGGCAUGCCUUGGACAAGCUUGGCAGACAUCGAGAAAUACUACAAGUCUAAUGGUGUUGAGAUCAAACUAGAUCCUAACAUGAAAAUCCCAUGUUCAAUUGUGCAUGGAAACCAAUCAUGUGCUGCACAUGCAAUCUCAUUUCUUGUUCAGGCUUAUUUGAGAGCAUUGCCAGUAUACCUUCCAGUUUAUUUUAUACCAGCUCUCAUUGUUCAUAGGCGAGGACUUCUAAAAGAGCCUCGUAGCAUUUUGGGAAAAAGCUUGUUCGGGACUGCAAAGUCAAGCUUAUUUCUCUCUGCAUAUUGCUCUUCAGCUUGGGUAUGUACAUGCUUAGUAUUCAAUAUAAUCAAAACUUGUAACCUACCUGUAGUUGCCGCUGGAACUUUUCCAACUGGCCUUGCACUGUUGAUAGAGAAGAAGAGCCGUCGCAUGGAAAUAGCUUUAUACUGCUUUGCUCGUGCCCUUGAGAGCUUUUUCACCACCAUUGCAGAUGCAGGCUUGUUACCUCAUGCCAAGAAAUUGAAAAGAGUUGAUGUUAUCAUAUUUAGCUUAUCUACUGCUGUUAUCAUGCAUUGCUAUGCACAAGAAAGGGAUGUAUUCCGCUCGAAGUACUUGAAUGUCCUUGACUGGGUCUUUGGUGUUCCCCAAGAAACUGAGCAUUCGAUAGAGCAAAACAUGACUGAGCUUCCUAUUCCCUAGAAGCCACAACCUAUAUGUCAAAACCUUUGUUCUGAGUUUACUCAUCCAUACUAGAGUCUCAAAAGACUAUACCUCUGUUCUCAACUCCUGAGCAUAUUAGAGGAAAAACAUUAGUUUAUCAUUGACGAUGGAGUAGGAGUAACAAAAUUUGAAAUUGAAACCUACAGUAAUUCCUUCUCUCAAAAUUUUGACGACUUUGACUAAUUUAUUCGGAAGUGACCCAAAUUAAGCUACAAGAUAAUUAAGAUGUAAUUGAGAGCAACAUUGUUGUUAACUGUCCUGAUUUCAUGUAGGCAAUACCUUUCAAAAUUGCUAAAAUUUUGUAGUUAUUUUUAGUGGCCCUUAUCCAUGGUACAUACUGACUAGACAUUCCAUUAAAGAGUGACAUUUUUUGAAGUGGACAUGAUGUUAAAUGCUUUGAUGUCAUGAAAUUUUAUCAAUAUCCUUGGCUCUGAAGCAAGCUAUCACCAUUAA
Cryptomeria japonica (Japanese cedar) is the source of this 2807-nucleotide messenger RNA. RefSeq lists its product as uncharacterized. The transcript has 9 exons. The record is from RefSeq and is a predicted model, not a curated record. Lineage: Eukaryota; Viridiplantae; Streptophyta; Pinopsida; Cupressales; Cupressaceae. Bases 549 to 2333 code for a protein of 594 amino acids.